Medicago truncatula (barrel medic) is the source of this 1808-nucleotide messenger RNA. RefSeq names its product legumin A. Gene Ontology annotation, molecular function: nutrient reservoir activity. The coding region runs from base 55 to 1632 and encodes 525 amino acids. The transcript has 4 exons. The record is from RefSeq and is a predicted model, not a curated record. Lineage: Eukaryota; Viridiplantae; Streptophyta; Magnoliopsida; Fabales; Fabaceae.
AUUAAGGAUCUCCGCAUCACAACACAACCAAGCAUAUAUUCAUUCUAUCCAAUCAUGGCUAAGCUUCUUGCACUCUCUCUUUUUCUACUUUUAAGUAGCUGUUUUGCUAUCAGAGAGCAUCAGCCUCAUCAAAAGCAGCAGCCUCAACAAAAUGAAUGCCAGCUAGAGCAGCUGAAUGCCCUUGAACCUGAUAACCGUAUAGAGUCAGAAGGUGGCAUUAUUGAGACUUGGAAUCCAAACAACAGGCAAUUCAGAUGUGCAGGUGUGGCCCUCUCUCGUUGUACCCUUCAACGCAAUUCUCUCCGCAGACCAUCCUACUCCAAUGCUCCUCAAGAAAUUUUCAUCCAACAAGGUAGUGGAUAUUUUGGCAUGGUAUUCCCGGGUUGUCCUGAGACUUUUGAGGAGCCACAGGAAUCUGAACAGAGAGAGAGUCGCAGGUUCAGGGAAUCUGAACAGAGAGAGAGUCGCAGGAUUAGGGAAUCUGAACAAGGAGAGAGUCGCAGGUUCAGGGAAUCUGAACAAGGAGAAGGACGCAGGUUCAGAGACAGUCACCAAAAGGUUAACCGCUUCAGAGAGGGUGAUCUCAUUGCAGUUCCUACCGGUACUGUAUUUUGGAUGUACAAUGACCAGGACACUCCAGUCAUUGCCGUUUCUCUUAUUGACACUGGCAGCUUCCAAAAUCAACUUGAUGAGAUGCCUAGGAGAUUCUAUCUUGCUGGGAACCAAGAGCAAGAGUUUUUACAAUAUCAGCAACAACAAGUGAGAGGAAGGGGAGAACAAAGGAGAGGAAGGGAACAACAAGAAAAUGAAGGAGGCAACAUUUUCAGUGGCUUCAAGAGGGAUUUCUUGGAAGAUGCAUUGAACGUGAACAGGCAUAUAGUUGAAAAACUUCAAGGCAGGAAUGAAGACCAGGAGAAGGGAGCCAUUGUCAAAGUGGAAGGAGGACUCAGCAUCAUGAGCCCUCCAGAGAGACAACAACGCCACCCCAGCAGACAAGAUGAAGAAGAUGAAGAUGAAGAGGAUGAGUGGAGGCCACAUCAUCAGAAAAGCAGAAGAGAAAGAGAAAGGCACAACGGUCUUGCGGAAACAAUUUGCACUGCCAGGCUUCACCAGAACAUGGUCUCAUCUUCAUCACCUGACAUCUACAACCCUCAAGCUGGUAGAAUCAAAACUAUCACCAGCUUCGACCUCCCAGCUCUCAGGUGGCUAAGACUCAGUGCUGAGCAUGGAACUCUCCACAGAAAUGCUAUGUUCGUUCCACACUACAAUCUCAAUGCAAACAGCAUAAUAUUGGCAUUGAAUGGACGUGCAAGGCUACAAGUAGUGAACUGCAAUGGCAACACUGUGUUCGAUGAGGAACUAGAAGCUGGCCGUGCAUUGAUCGUGCCACAAAACUUUGCUGUUGCAGCAAAAUCAGUGAGCGACAGGUUCACUUAUGUUUCAUUCAAGACCAAUGAUAAUGCCGCAAUUGCCAGGCUUGCAGGGACACAAUCCACUCUAAGUGGUAUGCCAGUGGAUGUGCUUGCAGCUACAUUCAACAUGGACAGGAAUGAGGCAAGGCAGCUCAAAAACAACAAUCUCUUUAAAUUUCUAGUUCCACCCCGUGAGUCCGAACGCAGAGCUGCAGCUUAGAAACAAACACCGUUUCUAAGGCUUUUUGCAUGCUGAGACAUGUAUCCCACACAAGUGGUUAAUAAUAAUGAAUAAAAAAACAAAGGCUUAGAUGCCUUUUGAAGUUAUGUAUGUGUAAGUACUGUAUCUGAGUCAUGAACCUUUUUCGGAAAUGAAUAAAGUACAAGUUAAAUUAA